Molecule: messenger RNA, 1595 nt
Organism: Nelumbo nucifera (sacred lotus)
Lineage: Eukaryota; Viridiplantae; Streptophyta; Magnoliopsida; Proteales; Nelumbonaceae
Product: zinc transporter
Source: RefSeq, a predicted model, not a curated record
CGCCAACACCUUACACCCUCCAAAUUUGAGUUUCUUCACUUACCCCGGGACUUCGAUCUUCUAUUGCAUUUGGGAAUACACAGGAAGGCGAAUGACAGAACUAAGGAAUCUGAAUGUUCCGAAAUCUAGUAAGAUGAAACUAUCGUAGUUUUAGACUUUUUAGUCAUUUGGAACUUUAAACGGGUCCAAAAAUCCAGAGAUUGAUACCGGAGAAAGAUCCAAGAAGUCAUAAAGAUGAUGUCUCCAAGGCCGAUCUCUGAAGACCGAGGAACUUCUCAUUCUGCUUCGUUCAGGCAUACUCCAUUGCAGAUAAUCCACAUUAUUGGAAACUUAAUGAGAAUAUGGUCAGUCUACUCCAUGUACCACUAUUUAUCAGAGAAUGGAGCUUCGGUUGUGGCUUUUAUCUUCAGUUGUCUGGUUCCGUCUUCCAUUCUCUUUUUAGCAUUGCAAAGGCCUUGGAAGGGAAGGCCUCUGGCCAAUACACAGGUGGUGCCUUCUAUAAUCAAUGGUGGCAUAACAGCAUUAUACUUUGUAAUGUGGGGGAAGGGCCUUAGGUCAUGUGGACCUCUUAGAGCCAUAAUGGCUGAGUAUGCUGGUGCUGUUCUUGGCGUUUUAUCUGCAGUACUCUAUGGACGGAGGGGCAACAUUUGGAAAAAGGUCGGUGGACUCAUUGCAAUGAUGGCAUCAUUCUACUUCUUAUCUCAAGGGUGGGCUAUGGCCACAUAUUCACCAUUCUCUUUUAAAGACAACAUUGACACGGAGGCUAAGGCAGAGGAAGUGUUAGGGAUGAAGCAAAUGAUAAUUCCUAUAAUUGCUGGAAUUUUAUCAGCAUUGAGAAGGGUGAUCGCAAGACGUGUCUCACUCAAGAAUCAGCUAAAAAGGCGACUACAUGCAAUAACUAUUACUUCUGCAACAUGCUUUCUUUUUCCUUUGGCCAUGUGGGACAUGAUAUUAGGCUCUGCUUCUGGUAGCAGCAUAAAUUUGCCGUUUUCUACAUGGGCUUAUUUGAGCACCAUUCUUUUCGGAGUUGUCUUAAUAUUCUAUGUUGACAGCGUUGCUGAGGAGAGAUUGCAUAUGGUCUUCUCAUCUCCAAGGCACUUAAUGGUAGCUGGAGGAUGCAUCAUCAUCAUGGAGAUUGUGUACAAAAUGGAUUUUUCAUUACUGGGAUUCCUAAUUUGCUCUAUAAUUUUGGGAUUUGGAAUCUUUGAAGCCACUUCUUUGGAACGUAUCAGGAAAGAUUCUGUUCAACCAUCAGAUAUACCGGAGGGAAAUUUUGAGAAUGAAAUGCAUAUUCCGUCACUUCCAACUUAACUUGAAUGGAGGACUAAAAAUAGGAGCACAACCGUUAAAAAACUUCCCCCAUCCUUAGGUUUUAUUAGGACUGGGAGCUGAGCCGGUAUCUUUUCUUGUUAGGUUUUAAAACAUUGAUUGUUGUUCCUUUGUUCUUUCAAGGGGAGCCAUUGCUCUUGUUGUAUGUACAGUAACUUACAGGCUGAACCUGCUUGGAAUAAUUAAUUGAUCAUAUCAUUCACUUUGGAUAUAGCUAGUAGCUAUAUUUUCCUUCUCGACCUCCAAUAUUUCCUUGUUUCUCAGAA